Molecule: messenger RNA, 2532 nt
Organism: Trichoderma aggressivum f. europaeum
Lineage: Eukaryota; Fungi; Ascomycota; Sordariomycetes; Hypocreales; Hypocreaceae
Exons: 7
Coding region: 1-2532 (843 amino acids)
Source: RefSeq, a predicted model, not a curated record
AUGGCGACGCCCACGACGCAGCAGCUCCUGGAGGAGUACACCGGCAAGGUGGUGCCGUACACGUUCAACGGAGGGUUCGUGUGCCUCAGUUACGCCAUUAGCUUGGUUGGGACCGGAACGGCACUGGAGUUGAUUAGACGGAGAACUUCACACAGAGGAAAGCACAACUUCUUCUUACUAGUCGGCGCUGCCAUUGCAAUGGGAGGCAUUGCCAUCUGGUCCAUGCACUUCAUUGGCAACCGAGCCAUCUACAUGCUCAACGGCGAGCCAGCCCUCCAAAUCGCCUACUCGACCGCCCUCACCGUCGCCUCUCUCCUCGUGCCCAUCCUCGUGCUCGUACUCGCCUUUGUCGGCGUCAACGGCAACGGUCGAAUCCGAUGGUGGCGAAUCGUCCUCGCCGGAUUGCUCUCUGGCGGCGCCAUCUGCGGCAUGCAUUACCUCGCCGACGCUUCCAUCAGUAACUACCGGGGCUCGUAUCGCCUCUCCUACCUCAUCGGUUCCGUCGUCAUCGCCGUCCUCGCCAGCACUACCGCCCUCACCCUCUUCUUCGUCUUUGAGAAUACCUGGAGCAGCGCCUGGUGGAAGAGACUGGGCUGUGCCAUGGCCCUGGCCGGAGCCGUGUCUGGCAUGCACUGGUGUGCCGCUGUUGGAACGAGUUACACCCUCUUGCACGACAAGCCUGGCAAGGGGGUCUCCCGAAAGGAUGCAAUGGUUGUUGUUAUUUGCCUGUCCAUCACUGCCGGUAUUGUCAUGACCGGCAUGGCCAUCUAUUCAAGUUGGGUAAGACGAGACUACGCCAGCAAGUCGCAACAAGUCGUCCUCGCCGCCGGCGUCUUUGACGACAAGGGCCGCAUCAUGGUCUCUCAAGACGGAUACUUGCCCAGCGAAGUCGUGACAGACACGUACUUUACCAAGUCCAACGACGACGUCUUCAACACCAGCCACCCCCUCUUCCACUGGAUGUUUCGUGCUUCUCACAACUGGGAUACCAUGGCAAAAGUCAUGGCCAAGAUGACCAACCAUAUUUCACUUCUCGCGCAAGAGCGCAACAUUGGCAGGGCGGGCGUUCGACUCAUCAGCGACGAUGGCGAGCUUGUAGACGAAUACGACACCAUUCUGCGCGAGUUAUUCUGCGUCACCGCAGACGCCCUAGCUUCCAAAACCAAGGAGACUCUAGCUGGCGUCGGAACAUUGUGGGAUGAAAUUUUUGUCACGGGAGAGUCAUCAAGGGUCCAACGACUAUUCAACAACGACAUGCCCGGCUUACAAAGUGUCGUGGAAAAGGGCAUCCAGCGGGAUGGCCAGGAGUACGGCCGCGGUUCGCUCAUGUUCCUCGUUCGUAAGGUUGACAGCAGAAGGGAGGUGGUGAGACUUGAGGCUUCAGGGUUCCGCUUUGUAGAAGUUCACCAGGUCGCUCCCUUUAUUCAGUCUACCAUGCGCAUCAAGACGCCCGACCUGGAGGCUCGUCUACACAACAUGGCCAACCAGAGAGACAAGGCCCCCAUGCUAUCUCCCGGCUUCCACGUGGGCAUGUUUGCCGUCCGCGCUCGACUCGACAGGGGCGGCUUCGACGUGCUCGCACAAAAGACAGCCCGGAAUUUGCUUCCCUCUGUGCCGUUGCCCGUGAGCACUCUUGAUGCCAGCAAUGCUAGCUUUCUCAACGGCCUCCGUGGCUUGCCGCUCUCGACUAUUCUACUCAAGCUUCAGAGCCACCAGUCCGCUUCCGCUCAAGAUCGCAUUUUUGCUUCGAUUCUUCGAGACGCCGUUUCCUCGCUGCGAGACUCGCUAGGCGACGAAACAUUUGACAACGCUACACUCUUGCCCAAGGUAGUGCAGCUCCCGUGCGCUCCCUCUACUAGAACGAGCAAAUCUCUUUCGAAAUGCGUCCUCAUUGCGUUCCAACUCGUCCUCCCCAUUCAUGCCACUGUGCUCUCAACCGAUUACGAAUUCACCCCUCUCAACUUCUUCAAAAUGCGCCAACUUACGUACGAAGGCUCUUCUUAUAACAUCCAGUUCUCCCACAUGGUCCAUCGCGACAUGUCUUCAACAGCACAUGAGCUGCCAUCACCUCCGCGGCGACGUACUACGGCUCUUGCAUUGGCACCUACAAGGAGCCAGGAGCAGUUGUCAAAAUCGGUGUCGCAUCCCAGCUCGAUAUACAAUGGUGACGACGGCAGCUUCGAUGACGCCCGCAAGUUCUCAUCAGCAAGCCAGUCCCACUCCGGGAGGGGCGCCCAUAAGAGUCAGGGUAAGAGUAUUCACGUUUUUGGUGGCAUCAUGGUGUCGCAGGAGGUGUCCAUCAACGUACAUGAUACACAGAAUCAACAAGACCCAAAUGCCCCAGAGCAACAGGGCUCAGAGCUCAAGCCCAUCUAUCCCCGAGCUGAUGCCCAAGGCAAGAUGGAAAGUUUCUACACUGCUACUGCGACGGGCGAGAACGGCUUCGCCGGCCAGGGGAAGCAGGAUGAGUCUGCUUUUGUCGAUGAGCUGCUCGCCCUGAGUAUGCAGGCAGACAAACGGGCGACUGCGUAA